This is a messenger RNA of Pleurotus ostreatus (oyster mushroom), 1284 nucleotides long. It is a transcript of the gene QCR2, whose product is annotated as ubiquinol-cytochrome c reductase core subunit 1. The record is from RefSeq and is a predicted model, not a curated record. The coding region runs from base 1 to 1284 and encodes 427 amino acids. Gene Ontology annotation, cellular component: mitochondrion. NCBI's taxonomy places the organism in Eukaryota, Fungi, Basidiomycota, Agaricomycetes, Agaricales, Pleurotaceae. Gene Ontology annotation, molecular function: metal ion binding. The transcript has 5 exons.
AUGCUUGCUUCAAAAGCGUCGGCAGCCCGCAGCAUUUCGCGCAUAGCGCGCUCGUACGCCACUGCAAUCGACACCGCUGGUCUGAAAGUCGCUGCAGUCGACCCGAGCCAACCUACCGCCGCUGUUACCGUUGUGGUUAAGGCCGGAAGUCGCUAUGAAACGAAGCCUGGUGUGGCUCAUGCGCUGAAAAACUUUGCUUUCAAGAGCACAGCGAAGAGGACGGCCCUCGGGACCAUUCGGGAGAGUGAGUUGUACGGCGGUGUCCUCUCCGCGUCGCACUCGCGCGAGCACCUCGCUUUGACGGCAGAAUUCCUUCGUGGUGACGAGGAAUUCUUCGUCGAUGUCCUCACGUCGUUCAUAACUUCCGGCAAGUUUACCCGUCACGAGUUUGAAGAAUACGUCCAACCUGUCGUUGAGAGUGAAUCCCAUGCCGCCACUUCCGAUCCAAGCACUCAUGCUAUUGAGGUCGCCCAUGCACUUGCCUUCCGUUCCGGCCUUGGAUCAUCCCUAUUUGCUUCACCACAUAGCAGCAUUACUGCCUCCGACAUUAAAUCAUACGCGGCAUCGGCAUUUUCCAAAGGCAAUAUCGCUGUCAUUGGUUCUGGUAUUGAUCAAUCGUCCCUCGCGAAGUUGGUGGAAAAGGCUUUAGCCUCGGCCUCCACUUCUAGCGCCCCGACCACCACCGCUUCUUCGUAUUUCGGCGGGGAGACACGUUUGGAAGCCCACUCGGGCGCGCAAACGGUGUUCGUUGGGUUUGGCGCCGCAGGUGCUCCUACCCCAGAGCUUGCUACUCUUGCUGCACACCUCUCGACGCAGAGCUCCGUUAAAUGGUCAAAAGGACUCUCGCCUAUCGCAGCAUCAAUCCCUCACGGCUCGAGUGUACAAUCGGUAUACCUUCCUUACUCUGACGCCACUCUCUUUGGCUACCUCAUUCAGAGUUCUACCCCUUCGGGCGUUACGGAAGCUGGGAAGAUCGCCAUUAAAGCCUUGAAGGAUGCUACCAGCGCUGGUGGCCUCAAGGCUGAUGAUAUCAAGAGAGCAGUUGCGAAGGCAAAGUUCGCCGCUGCCAGCGCUGUCGACAGUAGAGAAGGUUUGGCCGCUUUAGUGGGCUCUAAGAUCUUGAGUGGCUCAGAGGCUUCUCUCGACGCCACUUUCGCAUCUUUGGAUAAGGUCAACGGGGCCGGAGUAUCAAAGUUGGCCUCGUCAUUGAUUGCAUCCAAGCCAACAUAUGUUGCUAUCGGUGAUGUCCGCGCUUUGCCAUACGCUGACGAAUUAGGGCUUUAA